Balaenoptera acutorostrata (minke whale) is the source of this 4461-nucleotide messenger RNA. RefSeq names its product PWWP domain containing 3B (gene PWWP3B). Lineage: Eukaryota; Metazoa; Chordata; Mammalia; Artiodactyla; Balaenopteridae. The coding region runs from base 873 to 2948 and encodes 691 amino acids. The transcript has 6 exons. The record is from RefSeq and is a predicted model, not a curated record.
CUUGGAGGUAAUGGCUGUCGUAAAAAGCUAGUUAUUUUCGGAGAUUUCUGGGGACUUGGCAGUUAAGCUUAGGUUAAUAUCAGAGAUGCACAUGACCUGGGGAAUCUGCACGUGAUGCCAGUUGAGCCUCAGAAAGUCAGCGCGACCACAAAAGUGCCGAGCAGGGAGAAGGCUCUGCUGGACAAGCAGUUGGAGUGAGAAUAAAAACAACCGGAUCACAGGGCCAGACCCUGCACGAUCCAUGUGACAUUGGCUUAGGUUAAUAUCAGAGAUGUACACGACCUGGGGAAUCUGCAUGUGAUGCCAGUUGAGCCUCAGAAAGUCAGCGCGACCACAAAAGUGCCGAGCAGGGAGAAGGCUCUGCUGGACAAGCAGCUGGAGUGAGAAUAAAAACAACCGGAUCACAGGGCCAGACCCUCCACAAUCCACGUGACAUUGGGGAAGGACCGUCUGUCUUCAUCACAGGGAGGGGGCGGAGCAUUCUCUGAGAAGCUUGGGAGUGAGCUGUGCCUGACCACUCUUGGGGGAGGAGCUGCAUUUCACCAGGCUGCAGCUGACAAGAAGCUUCCAGCCUGUCUCCUUUUGGAGUGAGAAUCAAGACAGACGGAUCACAGGGCCAGACCCUUCCUGAUCCACAUGACAUUGGUAUCUUCCAUAUUGUCCCAUUCAAACAACGUGUUCAAGCAUCCUUGGGAAAUUCAGCUGGAGGAGAACAGGCCACACAAGCUGUAAACCCUUUGUAAUUCUUUGUAGUUUUAAAAGGGGCAUUGCUAAAAGUAUUGUUUGUGGUAGGAACUUCCUUAGCAGUGACAAGAAUAGCCAGACACCUCAAUCUCUGCUAAUAAACUCUUGGCACACAAAUCUAAAUCAUAAUGGAUGCCAAUUAUGUCUUAUGCAAUUGGCAAGACCAAUUGUGGCCAGCAAAAGUUUUGUCCAGAUCUGAGGCUUCAUCAAACAGUAAGAGAAAAAAGACAUUUUCCCUAGAAGUUCAGAUACUCUCACUAGAUGAAACAAUUAAAGUGGAAAGCACAGAAACAAAGAUCCUCACUAAAUCUCAAGUUGAAGCUAUUGCCUCCUCACUAGCAGCACAGUCAGAGGCCAGUGACUCACCUAGAGAGGAAACAGCCUAUGCAAGGUCACUAAAAAUGGCACUGGAUAUUCUGAAUGAGAGAACAAAUUUGAUUCAAGCAAGCAGUUCAGAUGAGGGAGAGACCACGACACUGUCUCAAAAUGUACCACAAAAGCUUUCUGAUUCACCCCCUCGUAAAAGGUAUCGGAAGCACGAAGGAGACUUACCAAAGUGUCUUGAGGGAAAUGAAAAUUCAACAUCCCUGUUAGUAUCUUCAGAGAGUGAUGAUUCCCUGUAUGAUGAUAAAUCACGGGUGCAUGCAGUCACUGAUACUAUUCCAAGUGAAAUGGAAACAAAGUCAUCACAAAACUUCAGCUGGCGCCACACUUUCCCUUCACUUUCAGAAGAUGAGGAUGAAAAGGAGAGCAAGAAAAAGAUUGACAUCUCAACAAUUAUGCCUUUGCAUUCCACAAUUAAAGAGGAAUAUGUUAAAGAUGAAAAGUUCACUCCAACUUUACCAUCAGAUAGCUUCACUGUGCCCAAAGCUUUGAAAGAGGAGGCACAGGACAUCUGCCCAGAGGCCCCGGCUAUUCCCUCUGAAUGCUCUACCUUCUCAGAGAAUAGUGAAGAUCCUGGAGAGGGUCCCUCCAAUCCAUGUUCAGAUACCAGCCAGAAUCAACCUACUGUGGAAUCAGAGAUGGGUGCUGUGGCAUCCCCUAGGCCUUCUUCAUGGGAACACCAGGUUUCCCUUAGUGCCUCUAACCAUGCCAUGGAUUAUUCACUCCUUGCGAAUAAUGAAAGAAAUCUUCAGACACUGGAUUUUGAGGAACUUGGGGAAGAACUUCAAGCUUCUGACAAGUCAGUUCAUCUAAAUUCUAUUGAUGCUUCCAUAUUAGAUGACAGUGAGGAGGAUGAAGAACUUCCACGUUUCAUUUUUCAUUAUGAGCCACGUUCAUUUGAAACAGGAAUGAUAGUCUGGUUUAAAUAUCAAAAAUAUCCAUUUUGGCCAGCAGUGGUCAAAAGCAUCAGGCGAAAAGAGAGAAAAGCAAGUGUGCUUUUUGUUGAGGCAAAUAUGAAUCCUGAAAAGAGAGGCAUUAGAGUGCCUUUUAGAAGAUUAAAGAAAUUUGACUGUAAAGAGAAACAAGCACUAGUGGAUAAAGCCAGGGAGGACUACAGUGAAAGUAUUGACUGGUGCAUCUCGCUGAUUUGUGACUACAGAGUUAGACUAGGUUGUGGUUCUUUUGCAGGCUCUUUCCUUGAGUACUAUGCUGCUGACAUUAGUUAUCCACUUAGGAAAGUAAUCAAACAGGAUACCUUCAGGAACUUAUUUCCAAAGCUGCAAAAUGAAAAUCCUGUGGAAUCAAUGGUUGUGACUUCCCAGACCAAGAAAAUGUCCUUCCAGAAAAUUCUUCCAGACCGAAUGAAGUCUGCUCGGGACCGAGCCAACAAGAACCUAGUGGACUUCAUUGUGAAUGCAAAGGGAACAGAGAGCCAUCUUUUAGCCAUUUUAAAAGGCACGAAAGGGUCCAGGUGGCUGAAAUCAUUUUUGAAUGCAAAUAGGUUCACACCCUGUAUUGAAACAUACUUUGAGGAUGAAGAUCAGUUGGAUGAGGUGGUGAAAUAUUUACAAGAAAUCUACAAACAAAUAGAUGAAAAAAUGCUGACUCUGAUAAGAGAUGAUAAAAUUAAAUUUAUCCUGGAAGUUCUUCUGCCGGAAGCAAUCAUUUGUUCAAUUUCUGCUGUUGAUGGAUUAGAUUACAAGGCAGCGGAAGCAAAGUAUCUAAAAGGGCCAUCUCUAGGAUACAGAGAAAGAGAAUUAUUUGAUGCAAAAAUCAUAUUCGAAAAGAGACGGAAACCAUUAACAAAUGAAGCUCAUUAAAUCUUCUGAGAGUCCAAACCGUAACAGGGAACUUCCAUAGAUGCUAGUUUAAAAAACAAAUCUCUGAAUGAUUCUAACAUAUAAAUAUUUUCCAGAAAUGGGAGACUUUGGGUGAUGAGUUCACUUUUUCUUUGCAAUCUCUAGGAUCUAUGACUAUUGCUACAUCUUCAUUUCCUUUUCCUGUGCUUCUUCAAAGUCAAAUUAUUAACAUAUUUCAGCAGUUCUACUUUCCCAUACAUUUUUAGAAUGCAUAAUUCCUAAAUAAUUUAUAAGGGAAAGUGCUAUUUUGUUUUUUGACAUUUUUGUGUCUAUGCUGUAUAGUUAAAUACAGUGUGCACAAUCAUUUUAAUAUUAAAGUUGCACUGGUAUUAGAUAUUAAGCAAGAUAAUUAGAAAAAAGUUAAAAAGCGUCAAUUAUAUAUUUUUGCUUAAUUUUUAUAAAAUAUUAGGUUUUCUCUUAAGAUAGCUGAAUUAUUUUUCUUGCCAUGCUUAUUUAUUUUUGGAAAAAAAUAUCUCUGAGAUAUAGAACCAAAGAUAGAGAUGCUUUGCUAUAUAUUAUAACUAACUACAAUUGCUUUUGCAAGAAAACAAUGUGGAAUUCAAAAAUAAAGUAAAUGAAUUACCAGCAUGCAGUCUUUGUGUGUGUAACAUCUCAGCAUGCAGAAAAUAAUUUUGGCAGCCUUGAACAGGAUUGUCCAUUCUACACUUCCCUGAAAUUCCAUGUAUGGGAGUGUCUAUUAUUCAAUAGCUGAAUGGUUUCUUAAAACAGACAGGCUUUCGACUGUCUUCAUAACUAACAUUGGCUGUAUCUUAAUAUAGCCUUCUGACCACACGUGGAAGGCAGCUAGAAUCAUUGUAUUCAUGGUCUGGCUACUCUAGAUGUAUGAGUCCAGACUGACUGCUUAAGAGCCCAUCUGGUUUGAUAUAAACUGUAGAAAAUUCAAGCACUUUGUUCUGAGUCUUGUAUCUCCAAAUACAUAGUCACUUGUUUCAAACCAAGCAAUUUUUAUCAUCUGGCUUAUUCAUGCAGUAGUUCCAGUUGCUUUCAAUAAUAUAAAUUCCAACUGGUAAAUCAUUCCACACUACUAGAAAUAGUAGAUGGACCAAAAUCUGUGAAUUUGGAAAUGGGUCACAGAAAAAGUCUCUAUUUGGCAAAAUAUGACAAUUAUCCCAAUGUGUUUAAAAAUACACAAUUGAAAGUUAAAGCCUGAAGCCAAUGAACUGUUUAUUCUAACUUGAAACAAGACUUUAGUGAGAAUAAAUAUUAAGAGAGCUAUUUUAUUUUAAAAGCUUGAUGUAAAAAUAAAUGCUAAAGGCUCUACAUGAACCUGUCUGCAUUUUUCAGAGUGAGACAGCUGUCACUCUUGGGCUUUAGUUAUGUGUUCACAUGGCCACGUGUUUAUGUAAAAGUUGCAGAAGUUCGAUGUUUUGAUUUUCAAUAAAACUAUUAUAUCUUUCACCUUGGAUGUCCACUUCACCAUACUUCAGAUUGUACAGCUACAUAAGUGGUGUUU